Molecule: messenger RNA, 908 nt
Organism: Prunus dulcis (almond)
Lineage: Eukaryota; Viridiplantae; Streptophyta; Magnoliopsida; Rosales; Rosaceae
Exons: 3
Coding region: 177-713 (178 amino acids)
Source: RefSeq, a predicted model, not a curated record
GCAGCAUGACUUUACUCUCUCGCUAUAAAUUCGUCUUUUGUUGAUAAUUGUGAGGGCGCAUGUUUGUCUCCAGUCUCCUCCCGCUUCAGACUUGACGAGAGCGAUUACUUUAUAUAUAUAUAUACUCAUCACUGCUUGCUUACUCACAACCAGUGUACUCAUUAGAGAGAGAGAGAAUGGAGAGAGCCCUAACAAAAGUGAACAGCUUAAAAGUUGGAAGCUUGUGGAUCUCAAAGAAGGCUAAGGAAGAGUUCUCUAACAUCUCUGACGACCUCACUACUUUCUCGAACACUGUCGAGGAGAAGGCAAAAUGGGUUUUCAACAAACUAAAAGGAAAGCCACCAAAAAGCUUACCAGAUCUCCUUCGAGAGUACAACUUGCCGCCGGGGCUCUUUCCGCAGAACAUAACCUGUUAUGAGUUUACUGAAUCAAACGCCAAGCUGAUAGUGUAUUUGCCCUCUCCAUGUGAAGUUAGCUUCAAGGAUUCUUCUGUUAUACGGUACGCAACCCGGGUAAAGGCAAUUCUUCUGAGGGGAAAGCUCACAGGGAUAGAGGGAAUGAAGACCAAGGUUGUAGUAUGGGUUAAGGUCACUUGUGUGGCACUCGAAAGUUCCAAGUCCGAUAAGGUGUGGAUUACAGCCGGCGUUAAGAAGUCAAGACCCAAGGAUGCCUAUAUGACACCCUGUGACUCUGUUAGAGUAGAAGAAUUCUAAGCUUUUUGAGUAAAAUAUAAUGGGAAGAUGAUCUGAAUUCUUGCUAGCUUCUUACUUAAUUGGCAUUGGCAUUUAUGUAGCUGCUUCUUGUUUGAUUGCUUCAAAUGCAGAGGAUUGUUAUGUGGUUAUCUCACAAUUUGGCCGUUGGAUAAAUAUUAUUGGGAUCGAUAAUGCAAUUGCUUCUUUUGCACUUGA